Raphanus sativus (radish) is the source of this 1665-nucleotide messenger RNA. RefSeq names its product kelch repeat-containing protein At3g27220. The coding region runs from base 202 to 1467 and encodes 421 amino acids. Lineage: Eukaryota; Viridiplantae; Streptophyta; Magnoliopsida; Brassicales; Brassicaceae. The record is from RefSeq and is a predicted model, not a curated record. The transcript is spliced from 7 exons. Gene Ontology annotation, molecular function: protein binding.
AAAAUAUAUAAACAGAAGAAGAAAAAAAAACUCGCUUUUUGCCCACCGCGUCCUCCCCCUCGGAGAUCACAAGAUCCGUCACCUCUCCAACACCAUUGUGUCUCGACUGAAUCCAAAGGUUAAACCUUUGCUUGAAGCUCGUGAAACCCUUCACCACCGAGAUGCCAAUUUAGAGACUACAUAGAGAGAGAGAGAGAGAUAAUGGUGAAGGCAGCGGGAAAGCAGAGUUGCGGGCGGCUUGUGUUCGCUUCAUUCCUCGCUCUUCUAGCCUUUGGACUCAUCGCCGACUUCCUCUGGGCUUCUUCUCAUCGCUUCUCCUCCUCCGCCAUGUUGUCCCUUCCCUCCUCAGUCACCACCGUUGUCGGAAAACUCCCUCCCAUUGAGAAAGAUAGUAGCAAUAAGAAGAAGAAGAAGGACGAUAAUGGUAGAGAAAGGAAGCUCUCUGCAACGUUUCAAGACCUGCCUGCUCCUCAGCUACAUUGGGAGAAGAUGUCAGCUUCGCCUGUGCCUCGUCUUGACGGAGCUGCUAUUCAGAUCAGAAACUUUCUUUACGUCUUCGCUGGUUACGGCAACAUUAAUCUCGUGCAUUCGCAUGUUGAUGUAUACAACUUCGUGGAUAACACAUGGGGAGGAAGAUUCGAUAUGCCUAAGGAGAUGGCACAUUCUCAUUUAGGGAUGGUCACUGAUGGCAGAUUCAUCUACAUCGUCACUGGUCAGUAUGGUCCUCAAUGCAGAGGUCCUACCGCUAAGACAUUUGUGCUGGACACUGAUACAAACACCUGGAGUGACUUCAUUCCCUUACCAGUUCCUAGGUAUGCUCCAGCUACUCAGCUAUGGAGAGGUAGACUCCACGUGAUGGGUGGAAGCAAAGAGAAUCGACAUACACCGGGGCUUGAACAUUGGAGUAUCGCUGUUAAAGAUGGCAAAGCGUUGGAGAAAGAGUGGAGGAGUGAAAUUCCUAUCCCUCGUGGAGGACCUCACAGAGCAUGUGUAGUAGUGGAUGACAGGCUUUUUGUGAUUGGUGGUCAAGAAGGUGAUUUCAUGGCUAAACCAGGAUCUCCCAUCUUCAAAUGCUCACGCCGUUUGGAGGUGGUGUUCAGCGAUGUUUACAUGCUGGAUGAGGAAAUGAAGUGGAAAGUUAUGCCACCGAUGCCUAAACCGGAUUCGCAUAUUGAAUUUGCUUGGAAGGUGGUUAACAACUCCAUUGUGAUCGUUGGAGGGACAACAGAGAAGCAUCCUGAAACCAAGAAGAUGGUUCUUGUCGGAGAAAUCUUCCAGUUUAACUUGAAUACUAUGAAAUGGUAUGUGAUUGGAAAGUUGCCGUACCGUGUGAAGACUACGCUGGUUGGUUACUGGGACGGGCAGUUAUACUUUACCUCAGGGCAACGAGACAAAGGCCCUGAUGAUCCUGGACCGCGCAAGGUAAUUGCAGAGAUGUGGAGAACCAAACUGAUACUGAAUCCAUGAUCAUGUAAGAGAAAAAAAAUAUCUAUCUCCCUCUUUAGUAAUGCAAAGUCACAACAGAUUUUGAAGUUCAUAUUCUUUGAGCCUAACUCAUCCCACUCCACCAAAACAGUGCCUCUAUCUUCAAUGUUGAUGGGGAAUUUGUAUGUUGUAAACUGAAAACACGCAAACUUAUGAUGAAAACUUCAGUUUUUUCCAACA